This is a messenger RNA of Argiope bruennichi, 497 nucleotides long. Its product is annotated as anaphase-promoting complex subunit 13-like. The record is from RefSeq and is a predicted model, not a curated record. NCBI's taxonomy places the organism in Eukaryota, Metazoa, Arthropoda, Arachnida, Araneae, Araneidae. The transcript has 3 exons. Gene Ontology annotation, cellular component: anaphase-promoting complex. Gene Ontology annotation, biological process: protein K11-linked ubiquitination. Bases 176 to 418 code for a protein of 80 amino acids.
CUCAACUUAAUGAUUCCGUUGCUAACGGAAUAAAUAUGAAUUAAAGAAAUUUUACAAAUAUUUUGUAAUUUAUUGUACUGCCCUUUCUUAUCUUUUGCGUAUCCUCAAGAAAUACAAAUCAGUACAUACAUAUCACAGAAACUAUCUAAUAAAAAGCAGUCAAAUUACACCUGUAAUGUAUUUUUGCAGAAGGAUGGAUAGCAAUGUUAGUCGAAAUGGGAGACUCAUUGACAUUGUUGACGGUGCAUGGCGUGAUGAGAAGCUCCCUGAUGAAUCCAUAGCCGUUCCUGCUGCGGAACUCCCAGAUCCUGAGCCAGAUAAUGGAAAUCCCCAAGAGACUCUUCGUGAGCAAGAGCAAAAGUGGACAGAUUUGGCCUUGAAUAAGAUACACAGAAUAACUCCUACAAUUCCUCUGUAAUAAUUUAGUUGUGUAUCUUGCAUCAGUUCUUUACAAUUAUUAAGAAUCAUUUGUAAAUAUAAAAGCACCAUUGAAAGUU